Monosiga brevicollis MX1 is the source of this 1500-nucleotide messenger RNA. RefSeq lists its product as uncharacterized. The record is from RefSeq and is a predicted model, not a curated record. The transcript is spliced from 3 exons. Lineage: Eukaryota; Choanoflagellata; Craspedida; Salpingoecidae. Bases 1 to 1500 code for a protein of 499 amino acids. Gene Ontology annotation, cellular component: extrinsic component of mitochondrial inner membrane.
AUGGCCACGAGCUCACCGGCUCCAGGAGUGCGGCCGCAGCGGUCUGGGGCUCACUCGACUGGCCAGCAUCGCGUGGCAGCUAGCCAGAUGCAGUCUACCCUGGCCGAGCUCUACGACGAUGUGCAGCAUAUCCUUUCAGAUGCGCCAGGUACACAGGGAGCUGACACGCCGGCUAUCUCCGCUUCGGCUCGCCUCCAUGCCAGUCGCGCCCCUCCAGCCCAGUCAUCCCCGAUGGCCAAGAGUGGCAUGGCAGCGGCAGAAGCAACGGCGGAAGCUACCCCGCGGGUGGCUUCUGCUGGCUCAAGCUCAAGCUCAAGCGCUGUCCCUGCCUAUGGUCCGGGUAAUCGACGUUACGGAUUUGUGCCCACGGCCUGUCAGUUUUGUCUGCAGACCGAGCACAAGGUUGAGCGCCUGCGCGUGUGUGCAAACUGCAAGUCCAUCUCCUACUGCUCUGUGGCACACCAGCGCGCCGACUGGCCUUUUCACAAAAAGAUCUGCAAAGCCAAGUGCAGCAUUUACGACGAGAAAGCCUUAGUAGCACAGGCUGAGCGCGCCCAGAACGUUGACGAGUGGUGUCGCUCUCGCGUUGCCAUCAUCAACGGUCUGCAAAUGAUACAGGACAUUAUGCAGGAGACCCUGCUCAACCCCGUGGAGCUGGAAAUGAUUACUUUUGCUCGGCACUGUGCCGUCUGCUACGAGACAAAGCGCGACCGGCUCUUUGACUGCAAGCACUGUCGCAUGGUGAGCUACUGCUCCGCAGAACAUCAGCAGCAACAUCUUGUUGCCCACCAGCGCGACUGUCCACGCUGGCUCUUUGCCCUUCACUGCCUCCAAGCGAAGCGGAUGAUCGCGACAGAAGAGCUGGUGUGCGACACCUGCCUGCACUUGAGUCGCAAGCUGACCUUUGCCGUCUAUCCUGGAACCUAUCCCGAGUUUCAAGAGGCCUGGCGCAAUGAUUAUCCUGGCGGCAAAACCCCGCAUCUGGCGGUUGCCUUUGAUUCGCGACUUUUCGGGCCGUGGGAACAAGGAAGCGAAGACUACGUGACAGACACCAUCACACAUCUUUUGGACCAUGGCGUACCCACGCUCGUGACGGGCCGAUAUCGUCGAUGCAUCACGGCACAGCAUGACGCCUUGCGCAAGGGGGAUGCCCGAUUUGUCCUACCCGUGCAGGCCAACCCCUUUGCCGGACUCGUACCGCAUCGCAUCGCCGACCUGCAUCAUGCUGGUGGCGAGGUCCUAGACCACACCAAUCAGUUCCUGGCUGCCUUUGCGGGUCGGCAGUGUCUGGGCACGAAAAGCGGGCCUGCAACGCCAACCCCCGUCGACACGUCCGUCGACUAUGCCUCUUGCUAUCGCUUGCUCGUACAGACGGGGGACCGUGCUCGACCAGGCAUGCACCGUGAGCGAUGGCCUGUCGACAUGGCCUCCUCCGUGGCUAGUGGGAAAGUCAGCAGGGAAGAACGCCCAAGUGCCGACGCGGCUGAGCCGCCUGUUUAA